AAGUACUGCGAUAGGGCGGCGGCUCGCGCUCAUGUGACUGCGCGCCAGUGCUUCCAGUAGGAACUUGAGACGGUUGCCUGGUGGCGACGCGACUCGCGCCUUCCCGUCGCGGUGGAGCAAGCGGCCGCUUGACGGAAACAAUAGCCGAGCUCAGCAUGCCGUCGAUUCCCACUUCUCUUUCUCGACUAUCGAGUCAUUUGAGCGACAAUGAGAAGUUGAUUGCGGAGGAAAUCUCAUGCCAUCAUCUUCCGCCGCAGCAUGCCGGCACAUUCAAACCCGAAGCUGCCUCCGCCAGCAGAACCACGUUACAGCCGCAACUUUGACCCAUGGCACUCGGUCGCGGCAGGCCACCAGCGUCCCGAGACGCGAGGGCCGCAGGGAUGGCGCGAGUCUCGAAAUAUGAAGAUGAACAGCCAGUUCCGCGCCGGCAACUCGGGCGGCCCGCGCAUCUCGGACACCGUCGGCCUCGGGUCCGAAGACUUUGACGAGCGCCUGGGGAUGCUCGUUCCCAAGCAGGUCCGGGCUCGCGCCGGGCAUAGCGUCGCCGACAUGCUGCGCAAUCCGGGGUCGAUGCGGCCGGCGUCACGCGCGGCGUCACGCGCGGCGGAGGGGGCAGCAACGGCAGCAUCAUCAAACACCGCUCGGCCACAUGGUCCGGUACCUGUGCUUGGAGCAGAGGAGGGUCGAGAAAACCGGAGAUCCCACGAGAGGGCCGCCGAAGAGCAGCUCGCCUUGGCCCGCCAAGCGGAGGACGAAGCGCGCGAGCCGCGUGAGGCGGACAAGGCGGACAAGGCACAGAAGGCACAAGAGCGCAGGAUCUUUGACGGCCUCGUCGUCUACGUCAACGGCAGCACCCACCCGCUUGUGUCAGACCACAAGCUCAAGCACCUGCUGUCGGAGCACGGGGCGCGCAUGUCGCUGCACCUGGGCCGCCGCCAGGUUACCCACGUCAUCUUGGGCAAGCCGUCCGGCCCGAACGGAGGAGCCGGCGGUGGGCUGGCGGGCGGCAAGCUGGAGAAGGAGAUCCGGCGGGUCGGCGGCAGCGGCAUCAGGUUUGUCGGUGUCGAGUGGUGAGUUUGCCCCAAUUGAUAACCCCCCUCCCCAAUUUCCAACCCCCUG
This is a messenger RNA of Thermothielavioides terrestris NRRL 8126, 1119 nucleotides long. RefSeq lists its product as uncharacterized. The record is from RefSeq and is a predicted model, not a curated record. NCBI's taxonomy places the organism in Eukaryota, Fungi, Ascomycota, Sordariomycetes, Sordariales, Chaetomiaceae. The transcript has a single exon. Bases 259 to 1074 code for a protein of 271 amino acids.